Messenger RNA from Chironomus riparius, 1314 nucleotides. The record is from the annotation of a GenBank genome assembly. NCBI's taxonomy places the organism in Eukaryota, Metazoa, Arthropoda, Insecta, Diptera, Chironomidae.
UAAAAACAGUUUUCAAUACAGAGCGUACAGUCUAUCGUGAUCUUUUAUGAGGGCGUACGUAAAAGUCAAUAUAUGUAUACUAAAAAUAAGAAAUUCAGCAAAAUUAUUUAAAGCAAAAUGGAUACUGUAAUAAAAUGUGCUAUUCUACUCGUCUAUCUCAUACUGUGCGCAAACGGUUUAAAAUUUGACGAUAAAGUUGAGGAAAAAUAUGUGGAGCAGCAACAACAGCAGCAAAACUUCUCUGAACCACAGAUUGAAGGCCGACAAAGUGCAAGACAUCUCCUUGAUUUCAUCGGACUUGGAACAGGAAAUAACAUUGAUCCAUAUUUGAGGAGAAUGAAUGAAAAUUGUCUUAAAGGCGAACUUUCUGAAUGCUUCAAAUCACAAGCCCUAAAUUCAGUUGAUGAGAUUUUCUACCGUGAUGCCUAUGUAUUGACACCACAUGUGAGAGUAUUACGUGUUCCCGAAACCCAAGUACGGUCACUCGAAUAUGAGCCAUACGAAUUCACAUAUGAGGCAAGAGAAAUCUCAGAGAAUUCAGACUGGAACGAACUUAUUCAAUUUGGUCUGCGUAAAAUUGAGAGAUUCAUUAAGUCUAACGUGAUAGAAAUAUCAAUACCCGAUGCAUUGACGGAGGGUGGUCGAUAUGCUCCACAGGCACGCUUUGUUGAUGAAAUAUCUGAUGAACUUGAUGUAAUUGAGGACAAAAAGGCACCACUUUUCUUCAAGCAUAAACUCAAGAAAAUGUUUAUUCCAAUGUUGAUCAUCUUGAAGCUCUUCAAGUUGAAGUUGCUUCUGUUUUUGCCAUUCAUCCUCGGAUUGACUGGUUUGAAGAAAAUUUUGGGAUUAGGUGCAUUAGUCAUUCCAGGCAUCAUCGGAUACUUGAAGCUUUGUCGACCCACAUCAGGUUUUGGAAAUCAUAUUUAUUCAGAGGGAAAUGUACCUCAAUAUUCAUCAGCUGGCGUAGGAGCUGCCAGUUAUAAUCCACUAUAUUCAAAAUAUCCAACCCAACAACAGCAUCAUCAGCCAAGCUUUGCAUCGCCGUACAAUAAUUAUUAUAGAGAUGCUUCAGAAGUCAGCUCAUCAAAUGGGGUCAGAUUCGGUGAAGAUCCACAAGACUUAGCAUACAGAAAUCAAGAAUAUAGAAAUAAUAAUAAGAACGUCUCUUAAAGACAUUAUUUAUUGUAAACAUUCAUUUUAAGUCUCUUGGUGUUCCAUAUUUUAGAAAGUGUCGUCGUAGAUUUAUUUUUAGGCAUAUUGUAGCGAUGAACUGAAUUCUUAUUUAAGUCAUGUCCAAAUAAAUUAUAAUAAAAU